AUGUCCCGUUCACUCGAAGGCAAAUUCGCCAUCGUCACCGGUGGCUCCCGGGGAAUCGGCGAAGCCAUCGCCCACAACCUCGCCAGCAAAGGCUGCUCCCUCCUCCUAAACUACACCUCUGACAGCUCCCGCGCACGCACCGAAUCCCUCUGUAGCACCCUCUCCACCACGCACAACAUAACCUGCAUCCCCGUGCAAGCCGACCUCUCGGACCCCACCCCCGCCAUCAGCACCAUCCUCUCCGCCGCCAAAACCCACUUCACCUCGCCUACUACAAACACCCUAACAAUCGACAUCCUAAUCAACAACGCCGGCGUCAGCAAAGACCGCUUCCUCAACGACCCCUCCUCGGGCCCCAUCGACCCCGCCUACUUCAACUGGCACUACACCAUCAACGUGCUCGCCCCGCUGCUCCUCACGCAAGCCUGCGCCGAGUACCUCCCCCGCAAACCCGCGCACAGCGGCCGCAUCAUCAACAUCUCGAGUAUUUCCUCCUCGUUGGGGUUCACGGGCCAGUCGGUGUAUGGGGGUACCAAGGCGGCGUUGGAAGCGAUGACGAGGACGUGGGCGAGGGAGUUGGCGGACGUGGCGACGGUGAAUGCGGUGAAUCCGGGUCCCGUGGUCGGGGAUAUGUAUUUUGCUACGGGUGAGGAGUUUUGGAAGCAGAUGCAGGGGUUUCAGGAUAAUGCGCCGUUGAGUAAGUUGCAGGAUGGGGAGGAGGGGUUGAGUGAGGAGCAGGAGAGGUUGAUUAGGGAGAAGAUGGGAGGUAGGAGACCUGCGUUUACGAGGGAGAUUGCCGGGGUUGUGGGGAUGCUUUGUACGGAGGAUGGGGCGUGGUGUACCGGAAGUGUGGUUUGUGCUAAUGGCGGGUUGAAGUUUACUACUUAG
Messenger RNA from Aspergillus costaricaensis CBS 115574, 888 nucleotides. RefSeq names its product SDR family NAD(P)-dependent oxidoreductase. Bases 1 to 888 code for a protein of 295 amino acids. The record is from RefSeq and is a predicted model, not a curated record. NCBI's taxonomy places the organism in Eukaryota, Fungi, Ascomycota, Eurotiomycetes, Eurotiales, Aspergillaceae. The transcript has 2 exons. Gene Ontology annotation, molecular function: oxidoreductase activity, acting on the CH-OH group of donors, NAD or NADP as acceptor.